UUAGCGGUUUCCCGUCGCGAGGAUGGAGUUUUUCGCGGUCUCGUACUCCGCCGCCGCGUCCUCCUCCUUCUCCCUCACGCUUCCUCCUCCUCCUCCUCCUCCUCUCGCUCCUACUCCCUUCGUUCGCUUUGUUGUCCGAAUACGGGGCCCGUACAACAACAGGCGCCGCGUCUCCGCCCUAUCCAAAACCCUAGAGGAAUCCCCCGCCUCCUCCUCUUCUUCCUCUUCCUCCUCCUCCUCCUCCUCCUCCUCCUCCACUCCUACCUCGGCCUUCAUUGCCAAAUCAUUCAAAUCCCCAGCGAGGAGAUCCGCCAUUGCUGAGGUUGAAGCUUCGAGCGACCUCGAUGCAGCUCUAUCCAGAGUAGAAGGAAUAUUGCGAAUACAAGAUUAUAACAUCAUUUUACGCUAUUUUGGGGAGUCGAGAAGAUGGAGUGAAAUGUCUCAGCUUUUUGAAUGGAUGCAAAAGCACGAGAAGCUUGACUUUGUAUCAUAUAGCAGCUAUUUCAAAUAUAUUGGUGUAAGCUGUAAUCCUGCAAAGGCCUUACAAGUGUACGAGAGUAUCCCUGAUAAGCUGCUGAAAGUCAAUGUAUCUGUUUGUAAUUCUUUCCUUGGUUGUAUGCUAAGGAAUGGAAGGUGUGAGAGCGGUCUCAAGUUGUUUGAGCAGAUGAAAGAUGACGGUCUCUCACCAGAUUUGGUCACCUAUAGUACUCUUAUAGCCGGUUGCACAAAACUGAAGAGUGGUUAUUCGAAGGCAAUGGCGUUGGUCCAGGAAAUGAAAAAUAAUGGGGUGCGCAUGGAUAGUGUGAUGUACGGCACUCUUUUGUCCAUCUGUGCAGCUAAUAAUUUAACUGAAGAGGCAGAGAAGUAUUUUCAGCAAAUGAAGGAUGAAGGAUGCCAUCCUAAUUUGUUCCACUACAGCUCUUUGCUUAAUGCAUAUGCUGUAGAUAGGGAUCACGUAAAGGCUGAGAAGUUGGUAAAUGAUAUGAAAUCUUCAGGAGUAGCACCCAAUAAGGUUAUCCUGACAACUUUAUUGAAAGUGUACGCUAGAGGCAGUCUUUUUGAAAAGUCAAGGGACCUCUUAGCUGAAUUAGAGGCUUUAGGAUAUGCUGAAGAUGAGAUUCCAUAUUGUUUAUUACUGGAUAAUCUAGCCAAGGCAGGACAUAUACGGGAAGCAAAGAAACUAUUCACUGAGAUGAAGGAAAAAAGGGUGAAAUCUGAUGGGUAUUCCUACAGUAUCAUGAUUUCAGCAUUGUGUCGAUGUGGUUUACAUCUAGAAGCGAAACAACUUGCAAAGGAAUUUGAAGCCAGCUAUGAAAAGUACGAUUUGGUCAUGCUAAAUACGUUACUUAGGGCUUACUGCAAUGGGGGAGAUAUGGAGAGUGUGAUGAAAAUGUUGAGAAAAAUGGAUGAGCUGACUAUUGCUCCUGAUUGGAACACCUUCCAUAUCCUUAUUAAGUACUUCUGUAAGGAGAAGCUGUACCACCUUGCCUAUAAAACAAUUGAAGACAUGCAUAGCAAAGGCCAUCAACUAAAUGAUGAAUUGUGUUCUUCAUUAAUUUGGCAGUUAGGAGAAGCAGGUUUUCCAUCGGAAGCUUUUUCUGUUUAUAAUAUGUUAAGAUAUAGUAAGAGGACCUUGUGUAAGUCCCUGCAUGAGAAGAUGCUGGACAUAUUAGUUGCGGCAGGAUUUCUCAAAGAUGCUUAUGUUGUGAUGAAGGAUAAUUUUGAGGUGAUUUCGACACACUCCUUGGAGAAGUUUGUUAGUUCAUUCAUGAAAUCAGGCAACAUAAAUUUGAUGAACGAUGUUUUGAAAGCAUUUCACCGUUCCGGAAAACAUAUUAAUGAGGAUGUAUUCCGUUCAGCUGUUUCACGCUACAUAAGCAUGCCUGAUAAGAAGGAGCUGCUCUUGCAAUUGCUGCAAUGGAUGUCUGGACAAGGCUAUUGUGUGGACUCAUCAACACGAAAUUUGCUUCUGAAGAAUGCGUCUCUCUUCGGUCGGAAACAGCUAAUAGCAGAUAUUCUAUCCACGCAGCAAAUGAUGUCAAAGAAGCUCAAAAGCCAAAAUAUAAGGAGAUAAUGAAAAGUUAAACUGAAGCACUCAAGUGAGUUCUUGAUCUUUUGAAGUGGCCACUCGUACAAGGCGGAUUGCUCACGAUCCAUGCAAUUUUAAGAGUGGUGGGGCUUUUAGAACUAAAGAGGUGACUCCAUGUGCGUGCUUGAUGGUCAGUUUGGUUGAUCAUUGGAUUCAUUAUGUAUGGCACGGCUUGUGGAACAAGACUACAGUCAAGCAUAUGGCAAGUGGAAAUCUCAACUCAACUAGCAGUGCUGUAAAAGCUUAAGAUAGGCCAAAUAGGCCAUUAGAUUCAAUCAGCUUACACUUGUAUGCUUUGCAACGUAAGAUCAUAUGUAGCCACUAUGGUUUACGGAUAACAAGGACAUCGAAAAGGAGAAUCUGAAUCUCAAGCUAAAGACCUAGAAGGUUCUUGCAUGGGAUUAUUAAAAAACAAGCUGGAUCUAUUUUGUUACUAAGGAAUCUGAGAACCGUGGGAAAUAGUGCAUUGGCUUCUAUUGAAUCAUACUUUUGGUACCUCUAUAUAUAUAUUUUUAAAUCUUUCGGUUCUUGUUAGAAUGAUCUUUUUUGUAUAUUGAAGUCUGAAAAGAGUGUUUGGAUUGAGUAGGUUGGGUGUGGUGAAUGAUUCUGAAGCUCGAUCCAUGUUUUCCUUUUUUUUUCCCCUCUCUCUCUCUCUCCGCAACUUGCUCUGUAUAUGUAUAGAUUAUCAAUGAGUCUGUAUAGAAAAUUAUUAAUAUAAACUUGAGCCCAGUGGCAAAUUUUAUGUAUGUUUGCAGGUAAUUAACA
Ananas comosus (pineapple) is the source of this 2854-nucleotide messenger RNA. Its product is annotated as pentatricopeptide repeat-containing protein At1g10910, chloroplastic. The coding region runs from base 23 to 2074 and encodes 683 amino acids. The transcript is spliced from 11 exons. The record is from RefSeq and is a predicted model, not a curated record. NCBI's taxonomy places the organism in Eukaryota, Viridiplantae, Streptophyta, Magnoliopsida, Poales, Bromeliaceae. Gene Ontology annotation, molecular function: protein binding.